This is a messenger RNA of Candidula unifasciata, 1685 nucleotides long. The record is from the annotation of a GenBank genome assembly. Lineage: Eukaryota; Metazoa; Mollusca; Gastropoda; Stylommatophora; Geomitridae.
GGGGACCUCCUCCUCCACCCCCACCGCCAGGAAUGGGGCCUCCUCCUCCACCAGGGAUGGGUCCGCCACCUCCUCCUGGUCUGUUUGCUCCUGCAGCACCUUCCAAUCAGCUGCCCUUUGGAAUGGCACCAAAGAAAAAAUAUACCACCAGUGCCCAGACAAAGAGAUUGAACUGGACAAAAGUAAACCCCAAAAAUCUGGAGAAAGAUUCCAUCUGGGUGCAGCUGCAUGAAGAACAGUUUGAGAGCCCAGACAUUUUCAGCAAUUUGGAGUUGUUGUUCUCCACAAAAGCACCUCCAAAGAAAGAAGUCUCAGAAACUGCGGAGAAAAAGCCAGCAAAGAAAGGGAAGGAGCUUAAGGUACUGGACAUGAAGUCAGGCCAGAACUUGUCUAUUCUGCUGAGUUCCAUGAAACUUCCUUUUGAGGAAAUCAGACGUCGGAUUUUGGCGGUUGAUGAAGAGAAUCUGACGACAAACAUGUUAGAGCAGCUGAUCAAAGGCAUUCCAGAGCCAGACGAUAUGAAGAAGCUGGCAGAUCUCAAAGACGUGUAUGCAGAGUUGGCAGAACCAGAGCAAAUGUCAGGUAUCAAGCGCCUUGUACCUCGCCUUAAUUCCAUCUUGUUCAAGUUGAGAUUUCCCGAACUUGUAUCAGAUAUUAAACCUGAUUUGGUGUCUGCCACCGAGGCUCUUGAUGAGAUUAAGAACAGCCGAAAGUUUGCUAAACUGCUGGAGCUAUUGCUUCUGAUGGGCAACUACCUGAAUGCAGGCUCUCGAAAUGCAGAAUCAUUUGGUUUUGAUAUCAGCUUUUUAACCAAGCUUGAGGGCACCAAAAGCCAAGAUGGCAACAUGACUAUGCUUCACUUUCUGGCACAAAUCUUAGAAGAGAAAUAUCCAGAUAUUCUUGGCUUCCUGGACGAGACGAUACAUGUGGAAAAAGCUGCUCGAGUCUCAUCAGAAACAAUCCAGAAGAACAUCAAUGCCAUGGGCAAGCAAAUCAAGGACUUGGAGCUGGACAUGAAGACACUGGGCAAGUCCAAUGAUGCUGAUGACAAAUUUGGAGAAGUUAUGAAAGUGUUUUUGAAAGAUGCGCAGCAGCAGCAUGAGCUCCUGAGUGCCAUGUACAAGAAGCUGGACACGCUGUUUGAGAGUACGGCCAAGUACUUCUCCUUUGACCCCAAGAAGUACACAAUGGAGGAAUUCUUUGGUGACAUGAAGACUUUCAAGGAUGGUUUACAAAAAGCUCUGAAAGAAAAUGCUAAAAUGAGGGAGACGCAAGAAAAGAUCAGAAGAGCCAAAGAGGCCAAAGAGAAGGCAGAGAGGGAGAAAAAGGAAAAGAAACUCCGACAGGCAGCCAUACUGGAUAUGACAACAGACGACAACCAGGAGGGUGUUAUGGAUAACCUGUUGGAAGCCCUGAAGACCGGUUCCGCUUUCAAUGUCAACAGAGAGAAGAGAGAUGGCAAGCGGCGGACACCUCGAGCUGCUGGGGGGCGAGGGUCUUACUUUUCUCCAUAUUCUACCGAAAGGAGAGCCCAGCUAACCAGAUCUCGGUCCCGCCAGAACCUGUUAGAAGGCACCGCUGUGAAAGAAAUUGAUUUUAACGAUUCGAGGACUAUCCAUCAAGAGAAUGCAAAAAACACAGAACUGGAGUCCGAGAAAAUGUUGGAAGAGUUGAAAGCUUUGUGA